AAACAUUUUCUUGAAUGAUAUAAGCGGAAAUCAUUCAGCUUUUCUGCGAAAAACUACGAACUUGACGUCAUCACACUUCGGUGUUCUCCGGAUUGGCAGAAAGCAACAAGAAAGUGCAAAAUGGCGACCCUGGACGAUAGUCCGUCGCUAUUUAUUGGCAAAUCUUGGUCCGAAUGGGCCGAAAAUGUCCCUUUGUCACCGUUAGAGGAACACGAGACUGUUGAUCCCACAGAAAAGGAUAGCGAUGACACUGAUAGCAUGCGUUUGCCUUCAGAGGAUAUGCACAUGUUUGGCACUUGUCCAUCACAGGAUGAAUUUUACCUUGUCAUGUGUGAACGCUGUCAAAAGGUCAUCAAGCCACAAGCUUUCAAGAAACAUCUCUUUGAGCGACAUGGAAUCACAGAGUCUAGUGCUUCACCCUCAAGAGAGCAGUCCUACCCAACAUCAAAAUUAUCCUCCCCUAACAAAUUAACCUCCCCCACACGAACAAACUUUAGAAUGGGACACUCGGUUCCCACAAAGGCUAGUGUUAAAGAGGUUCCCCCAUUGGUAAGUAGUGCCCAGAAAUUGGGCCUCAGUGCUAAGUUCAAGGGACUAGAGAGGAGUCGAAGAAACCACUCCAUGCCUGUGGUUAAAGUGGAAAGAAUGGAAUUGAAAAGAGUGUCUUCACAACAGUUUGAUUCUGCACCAAAGUCACAGACAUCUCCAUCUGGCUUAGCCAAUGGAAAUUCCAAAGACAGCUCAUUUGAAUUGACUGAUGUAAAACCUGUGAUUUCUGGAGUGGAUAUCACGGCCAUUGAUAAACCACUCAAAUCUCUCUCAACUGGUUCCCUGCCUCAAACUACUGUCUCUCUAAACUGUGCAACUGUUACCAUGGCAACUACCACACUAACCACUGCCUCCACUUCUUGCAUAACCACCACUAAAUCGGUGACAGGUACCACAACGAUGGCGACCACACAGUCUGGCAGCUUGUCCAGUGGUAAAGGACUGGUCGGGAGUAGAGGCAGUCUCAGCAUGCCUAGUCUCUCCAGCUCCCUCACCUCCAAUGGCUCCAAUUCCUUCUCCUCUGUCAAAAAGAAGCCGAUCAAGUUUGAGAAGCCAGAGAAACUUAUUCCUUGCAAAGAUCGUGAGUAUGAUUGUAACAAGCACUGUGGCGUGUUUGUAGAAGACACAGGAAAGUCCUGUACAAGGUCACUAACCUGUAAGACUCAUGCUCUUUCCUUGAGACGGAAAGUACCAGGACGGCGUAAACCUUUUGAUGAUUUACUAAAAGAACACAGAGAAGCCAAAGAGCUCCUGCUGAAACAAAAAGCUGAACAAAAGGCUGCUUUACAAGCAGCUGCUGAAAAGAAGGCUCAACAACUCAAGAGCCCCCCAGUUAUCCCCCCUGGGAGCUCCCAGCUGGCUGCCCAUCUACUCAACCCCACCCCGCUCCAGUCCUAUAAUGAUCAGCACCGAGAGAGGUCCUCCCACCCCCCUCAGCUCUCACCAAAGAAAACUGCCAAACCUCCCCAGAAGCUUAGUUCCUCUCUACAGCAAAGGUCAAGUUUCUCAAGUCUUCACUCCCCUCUGCUGUCCCCCACAAAGGAGGAACCCAUUGGAGGCCCCUCACUGGAUGGCCAUGAGCGUCUGAGUGAUGGGGAAGGGGAAGAGGAGGGAGAGAAAUCCGACAGUUCAUUUAUUCCAUACCAACCCCGACCAGCAGCAAUGUGUACUUUUGGAGGCAGACUCCACACAAUCGGGGGUCGAAGGAGUUAUGUGUUUGGUCGGAAGACUGACAUUCUUAGGGCAGCAUUCCUUAAUGUACUAGAAAAGCAGCUCAAUCCUCCACCUCCCAAGAAGUUGUGUGUAGAAUCUAAUCUUCCAAAAGAGCCCCAGUUAUUAGGAAACUCUAAAGAUCCAUAUGAUUUUACAGCCAUAGAUCCCAGAACACUGCAGAAGCAGGGUCCAGUAUUAAACUCCAGUCAUAAAUCAGGAUCCAAAUCUAAAUCCAAGUCAUCAAAUAUGAACCGCAACAAAUCAAAAGACAGUAUACCAGGGUCUAAAAGUCCCGCCCAGACAAACAGUGCUAUCCCAGCAGCCAGUGCAGGUGUGCCACCGCUGAAGCGGAAACGUAGCGGUGGUGCGCCGACCAAUUCUAGUCCUUCCUCUCUGACGGCUGCUGCGGCCCCCGUUCUCACUACAGUCAGUAUAAAUAACACCUCCUCUGGUCUCACCGCAAUAGCUAUUCCCAGUGUUAAUCUCAGUAAUGCUACUCUAGGCCAUUUCAAUGCAAACCUCUCUGCCGCGGGCGGAAAAAACGCCAAGAACAAUGUGUAUAAGGAUGUGGGGUUUGUGGUGACCAAUUUAGACUCGGCUCUCGUGAAUGGACAGUAUAUGAUUACUAAUGCUCAUCAGUCACAAACUCUGGACGAAAAGUCACUACAGCAAGCUCAUGUGAUAAACAGUAAGAAUAGUCCAAAGAUUCUUAACCUGGAAACCCUACAAGGUUUACAGAAAGGCCCCCACAAUCUCAUUAGUAUGCCGCCAUUAUUACUUGAUGGAUCUACAUGUAUGCAACCUGUCACUGCUGUUUUGACCCCUGUUUCCUUGACAACGACCCUUGGCAAUCAGAUCGUGUCAGUAGGAAGCACUACUUCUCUGGCUCCGUCGAAUCUGAACUCCGCCAACAACAUCAGAGCAGGAGCGACAGGUAGCCCACAGGUGGUCAAUUCUGCUCUCAAUGGGUUGGUACAGUCUUCCUCAGACAAACUUGUUAACAACAGGCACAACUUGCUCCAUCACAAGAAGCCGUUACAUUCUCAGUCUGCGGGGCAUGGAAUGCUGGGUAACACGGUGAUAGCCACCAGUACGGGGCCCCAGGUCAGUCAGAUCUACGCCACGCAUCUCCUCAAACCGGGCAAUCUUCUGAUCGGCAAACCCUCCAGCAAGUUCGCGGUCCCCACGGGGUCGCUGACCCUGAACGUGGCCAGUCUAGGGAUGUCGGGGGUGGGUCAGCAGCCCACGCUGUAUAUAGCCAGUAAUGAGGACGUUUCUCAGCAGCAGGUGGUUAGUUCUCCUAGUCAUAUGACAUAACGAUAAAGUAGUGAGGCAUCCUUAGUGUCCAUACAGUGUCUACAGCUAUUCCACAAACUGCAGCUACCUGUAGCCAGUAGCCAUUGUUCUGCAGCAUAAUCAACAGAUGACUUAGUUUUGAGAUCUAACAGCUCACUUUAUUCUUUGGGGUGGUUCUAUCCUCAAUGUACCUGAUAUUCACACACAUAGAUACUGAUUGGAAUAUGCUUGAAGAACUUUCAUUAUUCUAUCUAUACAUACUGUCAAGUUUGUCAAUGAUGUGUAUCUUCCUAGCUUAAAACAGUCCAUUUUCUGUCAAAUUUGGUUCAGAAUAUUUUUUUUUCAUUUACUUGAAGGUCUGAUUCCUACGGGAUGUUAGUCAACUAUAAGGUAUUUUUUUAACACAGGAAUUCAAAAUUGUAAUAAAAUGCAAUGUAUUUUCUUAGUCUUAGCUUCCAUACUACUUCACUUGGUAAAUUUGAACAAAGGCUUUGAGGAGGGGGGGGGGUGCACAAUUUUUUUGCUUUCUCUGACAAAUAUACUUUGAAAAUAUUUUUAGAUAAAAAAAAAGGCAGCAUAUUCUCAUUUGACCCUUGUUGUUCAAUUGAUGUCUUGAAUUUGACAUAUUAUAAUAAGGUGACUUUUUCUGAAUCUCUGACUAUGCUCUUUUUUAAAAUUUGAAGAGAAUAUGCAAUGCUUGUCAGAUAGGUCAAAGACUAUUCAGCAGAUCUGUAAAAUUUGUUUCCGUUUGAAAAUGAGAGCUGUUUUUUUUUCCUUUUCUGUACACAGUAUUGUGUGGUCGUUAUGCUGCAUGUAGAUUUUGAUUGCAACCAAACGGCUUUGGCUCAGGUUAUUUAAACUCCAAGCACACAAAAUGCUCCAUUGUGUUAACUUGUUAUUACGCAUACUAUCAAUAUGUGCUAUAAAUUGAACAACGCCUGAAAUGCAAUGUAACAAAUUAACCUCAAUAUUACUCUGUAUUUAUAUGAGCUUUGAAGUUCUUGGUACACAAAUGAUUUUGAUAGUAUUUGAAUAUGCUUUUUGAAUAAUUAAAUUAUUGAAAUUUAACAUUAAUGUUCAUCAUGUUCAUGUAUUUGAUUAUUUUUACCAUUUUCACAUAGGUUUGAUUUUUUGAUUUCCAUUUCAUUGCAGCAAUAUCAUAUAAACCAAGACCUUAUGUUAUUUUUGAAAUGUGUGAAAGAUCUGUGAAUUAGGAUGCCUUAACAUCAAAUUUCCAAAAGAAUUAGACAUACUUUGAAUCAAAACAAUGAGCUCAUUUGAUUACCAAGCAUUUUUUUAUUUGGGGGUUGUAGAACCAUUUUUAAUAUGAAUUUAUUUGCAGUUCAUUACCAAGCAUUUUUCUUUCAUCUUAAGAAUUUUUUUUACUUUUUUGUUUUCAAUUUGGUUGUUAAUAAAACAUGACAUAAAUAUUACAUACAUUAACAAUGAGCCAGCAAUACAAUGUAGUUAUUCCAAGACACAUUUCCCUUAGGUUGAAUGUCUGAUAGCUAUUUUUCAUUUGUGAAAUUAUAGCUACAUGCUGUUUGGAGAUGGGUGGUAUCAUGUUGAAAAAUUAAGGUGAAAUCUGACAGUUCUCUGGGUUUGGGAUGGGGGAAGGCAUUAUGUGUAUCACUGUAAGCUUCAGUAUCUCUAAUUAUACAUGUUUUAACUGACAGUGCUUAACAGAAAUGGUGAUUGAAGGAGAGCAGUUCUACUCAUUUGUACUCCCUCCUGAUUUUGUCUGUGAUAUUUGUGUAUUCCAUCAUGUCCAUGUAGUGUAUAAUAUGGAUAAUUCUGAAAUGUAUGAUGUGUGGUGAUGAGACAAGAGGAUUUCUAUUGUAAAUAUCAAAUUCAUUAUUUAUGGAGCAUGUGCUACUCUUUAUUACAAAAAUUGUUUAUAGUAAUAUAUUGGUUUGUUUUUGCAUAAUGUAAUGCUUUUUUUUUGUUGAGGUAUUCUUAAAGGGGGGAAAUUGUCAGUUUUAACAACGAUAUAAUAUAUUGUGAUACCUGUAACUGGAAUUGAAGAAAAGAAAUUGUUAGUCUCUGAUGUGCCUCCCUAGACAUAUACAUAUACAUUGUAAAAACGGUGAUUGUGCCAAAAAUGAGCAUCUUUGAAGAAUUUUUUUUUAAAUGAAUUUUUUCUAAAUUCAAAAGAAAUUUUUGUAUAUAGCACAUAAAUUGCAAAGAGAACUUUUUUUGGGUAUUUAAGAUUUUAGGUAAUUUUCUAACUUUCAGGGGGUGGGGGGUGCCUAUCAUGUCUGAUUCUUUAUGCAUUGCUACACAGAAUUUAAAAUUUGACAGGGUCUUAAAAUGUUUCACAUGUAGCAAUACUUUAUGAAAAUCAUGUAGAUCAUUAUUCUCCAAAACAAUCAUUUUUUUUUAUUCAUAAUUUAAAUGUCCUCUUUCAUUAGAAACUCUGUGGUUGAUUUUCCUGUUUUUUUUU
Messenger RNA from Saccostrea cuccullata (small rock oyster), 5500 nucleotides. RefSeq names its product ataxin-7-like protein 2. The transcript is spliced from 11 exons. NCBI's taxonomy places the organism in Eukaryota, Metazoa, Mollusca, Bivalvia, Ostreida, Ostreidae. The coding region runs from base 121 to 3078 and encodes 985 amino acids. The record is from RefSeq and is a predicted model, not a curated record.